AGGCUAGGUCUAGUGAUGACGUGAACCCAGACUGUUUCUAUUUUUCUCUGAGCUCAAAGUGGCUUCCUCUCCCUGCGCCUGCAUUCAGCCAGUGCUUCAUUCUAUAGACAGGGGCUCGUGAGGAGCCAUCACUGCAAGAUCCUGUCUGCCUGGACCAAGGUGACAGUGCCCUGGCAAUGAAACAAACUUACACCCUUCUGUGGAGAUGGACUGCUCUCACCUGGAGACAACCUAAAGAGUCUUUGUUUAAACAAGACCGAUCCACUGAUCCGACAAGGAUGUCUUAAUCCCCAUAUAUGGGAAUCUGCGGGGGAACCGAAGACUCAUUUAAUUGAGCUUGCUAUUGCUAGUAUGCAUAUUUUACUGUCCAGUCUGGAACCGAUUUCUCUGCAAUGGUAUAUUUGAAGAUUUUAAUUUGUGCUUUUGUGUGCACGGUCUGGUGUCUAUUUUAUACCUGCACCCCAAAGACAAUUACACUGCAUAUAUUCUCACUGCAUUAUUGUUUGGACAAAAAGUAACUAGGACUGAUCUCGGCAGCUCCUGAUUACACAAAAGGAUGCCAACUUGUGCAGAGCCCAAAAUAAACACAGCAGGGCUGGGCUGUGAAGGGUUCUGGAGUCGCAGCGUUGCUUCAGACUGGGAGGCAGCAACAUGCUGAGUGAAACCAGCCAGGUCUUACCUCGCUCUGGAUUGUCACAGGAACUUAUUUCAAGCAGUGAUUGAUCUGCUAGCCAAAGCUUUUAACACAUAAAUGCAAACUACAAUAAAUACAACCUGCAACAAAUACAAACUACAAUACCGUCCACUGUCCUUGGGCUUCCCAUGAUAUAAACCCGUUCAAACCAUCAACAACAGGACCACUUUUGAAAUGGAUGCACAUCCCAGAGGGCAGGACAAGCAAUAACCUUCUGCAGCAGAAAUUGACAUUGUACCACUGGGCUGAAGAAGCAGCUCCACUCAAGCAAGCAAAGAGAAACUUUAAACUAGCACUGGGAUCUGCACCAGUUCUCAUUUACUAUUAUUAUUAUUACUAUUAUUAGUAGCAGUAGUAGUAGUUGUAGUAGUAAACAUAGUGCUGGUAGUAGUAUCAGUUAUAACAGUAUUUCUUUUUUUUAUAAACCUCUCUAUUUGUAUUGUCACACGCUGCCUGGCUGGAUAAUGUGACAACCCUUUUUCUCUAGACCUGGUCUGACAUUGCACUGGUUCAACCCGAUUCAGCCCAGUUCAGCCUGGUUUAGCCCGGUUGGGCCAUGGCGACAGCAGCCUGGUACCAUCGUGAUAUAAGCCGGGUGCGGGCCGAGGACUACCUCGCCCGGGCCGGGAGGGACGGCAGCUUCCUGGUGCGGGACAACGAGUCGGUGCCUGGGACCUAUGCACUGUGCCUGCUGUUUCAGUGCCAUGUUCACACCUGUCGAAUCCUGCCUGAUGAGGAAGGCUUACUGGCCGUGCAGACGACGCAGGGGGUGCAGGUGAACUGUUUCCGGACGCUGGCGGACCUGGUCUCGGGUUACCAGCAGCCUCACAAGGGCCUGGACCCCCUGCUGUACCCCGUGGGGAACGAGAGCGAGGCGGGUGACGACGGCUCAGAUGGCGAGGAUGAGAGACCCGGUCCAGCCUGGUUCCAGAGUGCAGUGCAGGCCAGUCCCAGCAGUGCUGGUACAGGGGACUCUCGUCCCCCGCUCCCUACGCAGACCUCCAUCCCCCUCCUCCUCCAACAGCGGCUGCAGGAGCUGGGGCCCCCCAGCAGGGCAAGCGAUCUGAUUGGCUUGGCAAGUGAGUACCUGCGCACCCAGCUACACCUGGACCUGGAGGGAGUGAGGAACGGGAACUCGAACCUGCAGGCUCUGGGGGCUGCCUGCAGAGGGCUGCACAGUGAGAUUGAUCUAAGCCUGUCCAGUCUGGAGACCCUGACUCCCCUCCCCUCACAGGGUGUGCCAGGAGGGGGAGCCUCUGAUCUGGAGAGACUCAUCAUUAAGAUCUCCUCCCUGAACAGCCUGCUGUCCUCACUGGAGAGAAAGGUGCUGAAGGCCCUACAAGAGGCAAUGUCCAAUCACAGCCUGACAGUGCCGCCUGCCCCGCCCACUGGGACCGUCCCCAUCGCUCGCACAAACACCAGAGCCAUGCCUGUUCACACCUUCCAGGUGAAGGUGGGUCGUGCUGGCAGGCUGGCUCUGCAUAUUGAUGUGGACAGAGGGCGGCUGAUCUUCGAUAAGAGACCCGGGGUCUCACACAAGGAAUGCAUCUCGCACGACAGGAUCCUGCAGCUGGUGAAGUACCGGAGUGCUCAGAACCGGCUUCGGAUGGUCCUGGACUCCCAGAAGAACCAGCAGAGAGAGGUCAUGUUUCAAAACGCCCGGAAGAGGGAGGCGUUCUGCCAGCUGCUCCAGCUCAUGAAGACGAGGCACUCCAAGCAGGAUGAGCCCGAUGUCAUCUCCGUCUUCGUGGGCACCUGGAACAUGGGCAAUACCCCUCCUCCCUGCGGCCUGACCUCCUGGCUCACCUCGACUGGUCUGGGGCGGGUGCAGGACGAGACCACAGCAGCGCUGCCCCACGACCUAUAUGCCGUCAGGACGCAGGAGAACACGCUGGGUGAGCGGGAGUGGGCCGAGCACCUGAGGGGGGCGCUGCGGAGCAUCACAGACAUCGACUUCAAAGUGGUGGCCCUGCAGUCUCUUUGGAAUAUCAAACUGGCGGUGCUGGUGAAGCCGGAACAUGAGCACCGCAUCAGCCAUGUGGGCACUUCGAGUGUGAAGACUGGCCUGGGCAACACGUUGGGGAAUAAAGGAGCAGUCGGGGUCUCCUUCCUCUUCAACGGGACCUCCUUUGGCUUCGUCAACGGCCACCUCACCUCCGGCAGUGACAAGACAAUCAGGAGGAACCAGAACUACCAGGACAUCUUGCGCCUGCUGUCUCUGGGGGACAAGCAGCUGAGUGCCUUCGACAUCAGCCUGCGCUUCACUCACCUCUUCUGGUGCGGAGACUUCAACUACCGGCUGGACCUGGACGUGGAGGAGAUCCUGAGACACGUCACCAAGCGAGAGUUCGAAGAGCUGAUGUGUGCUGACCAGCUGACCCGUGAGUGCGACAAGAGGAAAGCCUUCCUGCACUUCAAUGAAGAGGAGAUCGCAUUCCCGCCCACCUACUGUUACGAGAGGGGGUCCAGGGACUGUUACCUGUGGCAGAAAUACAAGACCACUGGGGUGCGGAUCAACGUCCCCUCGUGGUGUGACCGUGUGCUCUGGAAGUCCUACCCAGAGACACACCUCGUCUGCACCUCCUAUGACCUGGGUUUGAGUGUGGAGCGAGCCUGCAUUGAGCUGAAGGGGACUGAAGCCAUUGUGAAGACCGCCAGCAAAUCCAAGUUCUUUACUGAGUUCCACUCCUGCUGCCUGGAAGAGUUCAGGAGGUCGAGUGAGAAUGAUGCUCAGAGCUGUGAGGUGACUGGAUUCCUGAAGCUGGGCUGGUCAGCCAAACAGGCCAAGCUCACCCCGAUCCUGCCUGACAUGGAGUACCUCCGGGAUCAGCACUUGCUUCUCUCUGUCAAGUCCUGUGAUGGAUACGAGUCAUACGGUGAGUGCUGUAUUGCGCUGCGUUCCCUCAUCGGCAGCACUGCCCAGCAGUUCGAGAUGUUCCUGACUCACCGGGCAGAGGAGAUGGGCUCCAUUCGCGGGUGUGUUCGUGUUUACGUGCCAAAGGACAGGCGCGGAACAAGAGAGAGGAUCUACGAGUGCUUCUGCUUUGAGAAGGAUGAGAACAGGGAGGUGAGAGGUGGGUUGUCUCCCCGGACACCCCUCAGCCAUGGUGCAAGCAACGCUCCUGUCUCCUCUGAAACCCCCAGCAGCUACACCAACCCUGCCUACUUCAUAUUCGAAGCGGUCGUCCCGCCACAGAAAGGGCCCCCAGAGGGUGAGCGAACUCCACCAGCCAGUGAAUCCCAGCCAGUGGGGCCCAAAGACCCCACCCUGCACCCCAAACUGCUGACGCAGGACAGCAAAUACCCUCACAGAGCCAACUUUGCUGAAAUUGAAAUCCCGGGGUACACCCCACACUACCAGAGCUCCCGAGAAUACACAUCGGAGCCCGGCUCCUCCUACCAGCUCUUCCCUGCCAAGGACCAAGCCCAGUGAGCACAACCCAGCCCAGAGCAACACCAGAGACCAGCCUGUAUAGCGACCAGUCCUUACAGUACAAUGCCUCUUUGUAUAAGGAUCUGCCCUCUCUGAAUAGGGACCAGCAGAACUACUAUAUGAAACAUGCUGGUGUGUAUGAAGAGCAGUCUUCAUUCUAUAAGGACCUGCACAAACUGAAUAAGGACCUGCUCCUUUUCUACAAGGCACAAGUCAAGGAUCUGUCUCUGAGACGCUCCCGAGCCGAGACUGCUGCUCCCUGGAUCGUGGAUCCUCAGUUUGGAAGCAACGCGGGAGACCAGUCCCUCACCGCGCUCCAGAUUGCCAAAUCACUCAGCGAAGUGGACUUCCAGCCAAUCAGAAGCGAGUAUUCAGUCCCCAGGGGGCGGGGGCGGGUUGCAGUGUUUGAGGUCCCUGCCUCCUCUGCUGUGUGGAGUCAAGGAGCCUGCUGGGAACCCCACCCAGGACAGGGAGAGGUAUUGAGAGAAACAUUCUCACUGUUAUUGUAGGGGCUUUCAUCUUUACGUUUCAUUUUAGGUGGUUCAUCAGAGCGUGAAAAUGAUCAAUGAAUCGAUUUCAUUAGAUUGUACUGAUAGCCGACAGCAAAACAGUCAAACAGUUUACCAUUAACAUGAAGCUCUAAAAUACUUUUUUUGUUACCUUUUUAAUACUAACUAAUUCGAUUAAUAGGUUCACAAUUAGUUUUUUUAACAAAUAAAGCUGAUAACGCAACAUUCAUAAUCGAUUAAAUCCCUUAACUAUUCUUCUUCUUCUUCUUCUUCUUCUUCUUCUUCUUCUUCUUCUUGCUAUUGUUGUUAUUGCUGAUGUUGGCGCUGUUGUGAUGCUGUCUGUCGCCCCCUGUGUGCAAGCGCUGGCAGUGCGCGAUGUGCCAGGGACAGUGGGGGAGUGGCUCAGGGUGCUGGGGCUGCAGCGCUACGAGGCGGGACUCAGCCUGAAGGGCUGGAAUGAGCUGGAAUACUUCAGGUGAGGGGUUGGCUCCUCUGGGGCCAGCUCCAGCCCAGCAGGGGGACGGGUUUCAAUGGAAACCAGAACUUCUGCUGAAAAGUGACAUCACUGAAGAGGACUUGCUGGAAGCUGGAGUGAGGAUCCCUGCCCAUAGGAGGGUGAUCCUGGAAAACCUUCGUGAAAUCUGGGAUUCUCGAUUGGAGUUGUGGAAAUAACAACUGCACUAAGAUUGACCUCUUUCUCAUCGUGGCUCGUGUGUCUGUGCUUGAAUGAGCCGAAGAGACUAUCAUUGGAGCUCUGCAAGUUUUUAUUCUUCCCUGUGUUUGAGAGAUAUCGCCUCCCGGUGGCCUGUUAUCUGUUCACUUGAAAAUAGACAUCCAGUUGCUGCAAUCCUCCUUAUUGAAUUAUAAGGUUCAUCAUGCAGACAGCCAGGCUUAUCCCAAUUCGUCCCCUGGUCCUUCUGUGUCAUGCAUCAUCUGUUUCUGAUAUCUCCUACUGUUUUGAAAUUAAAUAUCGCAUUUACCUUAUAUUCAUUUCCAGCACAAGGAUGUGCAUUUCUUUAUCAGGGAUUAGAGCUAAACCUAUUUCACAGCCACUCUUGUAAUUACUUCUAAGACCCAAUUCAUUUCAGUUCUGUUUUAUAAGCUAGCCACCCACACUGGUGCCUGGGUCCUCUGUCUGCUGCUUUCACAUGCCAUGGGCACCCUCUGAAAAGAGGAGCUGGCAUGGUGGGGCUCAGCUAGCACAAUAGAGCUUGGUGGUAACUUGGAUCCUCAAUAAAAGUUACCAUAAUAAUUUGACAUGCUGGAUGACAGAUUUAUUUGUCUUUUUUUUUUUUUUUUUUUUAAAUGUAGUUGUCGCCAAUUGUUUUUUUUUCCCUCCCA
This is a messenger RNA of Polyodon spathula (Mississippi paddlefish), 5977 nucleotides long. Its product is annotated as phosphatidylinositol 3,4,5-trisphosphate 5-phosphatase 2B-like. Gene Ontology annotation, molecular function: phosphatase activity. Lineage: Eukaryota; Metazoa; Chordata; Actinopteri; Acipenseriformes; Polyodontidae. The record is from RefSeq and is a predicted model, not a curated record. Gene Ontology annotation, biological process: phosphatidylinositol dephosphorylation.